Aspergillus mulundensis is the source of this 1794-nucleotide messenger RNA. RefSeq lists its product as uncharacterized. The record is from RefSeq and is a predicted model, not a curated record. Lineage: Eukaryota; Fungi; Ascomycota; Eurotiomycetes; Eurotiales; Aspergillaceae. The transcript is spliced from 2 exons. Bases 1 to 1794 code for a protein of 597 amino acids.
AUGAGCGCUCGAAUCUGUUUGGCAGUUGCCACUCUCGGCCUGCUGAGUCGUUCUACCUUUGCAGCUCCUUCCUCUUCCACGGGCCAUGAUAUCCUGCCGCCACCACCUAAUCCCGAACCUAUUAAAAUCAUUGAACUCCCUCUACCUCCAGUUGCCCCUACGCGUGAAGAAGGCGCCUGCACGCUGGAUAUCAACCCCCGUCGGACCGGCUGCAUCGCCGUCGACCCAAGCCUCCAGGGUGGGACUUUUCUUCCAGAUGGAAACCAUGUCAUUGCAACUGUGAACUUCACGGGUGCUCCCGCCCCGCCUGAUCCUGCAAGUGUAUACAUGGGCAUGCAGAUGAUAGCCGUCCGGACUAAUGGCACGACCUUCCCCAACGGCGACACCUGGAAAUGCAUCACGUGCGGCGUUCCCGACGAGAACAAGGAGGGAAGCGAGGAGUUGACCGAGUAUCCUCAGGCCUUCAAGGAUGGCCGUCGGGCCAUGGCUGCAAGCAACAUUGUUGACUGUGGCGAUGCGGAACUUACAAGCCCCGAAUGCACGCCGGACAAGGUCCACAUCCACCCGAUCUGGUGGGAAAGCGGCAGCAUUCGCGAGCUUCGCAUCCAUCCUGACAACGUUCAUCUGGGCUUCAGCUCUUUCACUCAGCAGAACGGGGCUCUUGGACAGUAUGCAUAUUUUGGGAGGAUUGUCUUCAACCCAGCUCCAAAGGUUGGUGAGCACCUGAGUCCUCGAUACGAAGUGGUGAAUGUGACCCGGCUCUUCAAUCCCGACGCCCCGCAACCUGUCGAGGUCGAGGGGAAGCGAUUAGUUCUCAACCCUAAUGCUAUUGCCGUUGGCGAGCUUCACCUCACAACAGGCAAGGUGCGCCGCUUGACCCAGCAUCCAGAGUAUGUUGACCCGCUCGACAUUUCACCCGAUGAUCAAUGGGCAGUCAUCUUGGAUACUCGAGGAACUGACCGGCAGAUGUGGCUAUCAGGCAUGCGCGGAAUCCCCCCAGUCACCGAUCUGAUUACGACCAGCCUGACCUCCGCAACGCGAAACAACGGACAGCGCAGAUUCUUUGUCCCCUGGCUCAUCGACUACCACGGCGACCGCGGUUCCUACUUUGGGCAACAGAUCAACGCCGCCGGGGAUGGUACACCUGGCUCCAUCAACGACCCGAACUGGAACGCCCGAGCGGACCCUCGCUGGUCCCCUGAUGGCACUCAGAUCACGUACUACCAGUAUCUCGUCGUCCCACCAGCCUGUGGUGGUCAAAACCCCCUCCCAUGCCCGACAUCCACCGCCCCAGGAGGGCGCAUCAAUCGAUUGAUGCUUGCCACUCUAACCAGUCGCACCCCGCUCGCUCCACAGCCCAUCGCAAACGUACCGGAGUUCAUCCCUUGGGGAGUCCCCGUCAAACCCGGAGACCCCCUGCCUAUCCGUCCCGCGCCCGCUCCAGGUGUCUAUACCCUCAAGGGCAAACGCUCCGGUUCCGCACGCGUGGAGAUCAUCGGCGACGGAACAACAAUCGACACCGUCGCUGUCCGUUACGAUCGGUUCUCAGACGACGGCAUCAACAUACUGCGCGGGUGGGAGAAUGUGACUGUAACACGCCUGUCUUUGAGCACUUCUCGCGCGGAAUGGUACUCAGAUCUGUGGUCGACGGGCGAGACCAGAAGUUCCAAGCGGACCGGCCGUGGAGGGUUCCAUCUGGAGAUCGACUCGCUGGUCAAUAUCUUCAAGGCGAACGGGACGAUGGUCACGACCAUUGAUGGUGUUGUGUACAAGCCUCCAGCCAAUGGGACGUAG